Daldinia childiae is the source of this 1344-nucleotide messenger RNA. Its product is annotated as ASTRA-associated protein 1. Bases 1 to 1344 code for a protein of 447 amino acids. Gene Ontology annotation, molecular function: protein binding. NCBI's taxonomy places the organism in Eukaryota, Fungi, Ascomycota, Sordariomycetes, Xylariales, Hypoxylaceae. The record is from RefSeq and is a predicted model, not a curated record. The transcript has 3 exons.
AUGUCUCAGCAUCAGCCUGCACAGCCUAAGUCAGUCCUUCGAGGACAUCGUACUCAAGUGCAUGUCACUACCUUCGUUAGGAGCAACCAAAGACUAGCAUCUGGAGAUGCGGAUGGAUUCGUGGUACUCUGGGAUCUUACCAUCAUGCGUCCCCGGGCUGUCUGGCGCGCUCACACAAACGCCAUCCUCGGCAUAUCCGACUGGGGAGACGACAAGAUAAUCACACAUGGCAGAGACAACCGCUUGGCAAUAUGGAAACUUGGGCUCCAAGAUGAGACUACCAUGAGCACCGCUCUGCCGCUCGACGAAUCCGUACCUGAGAGACCACAACCGUGGAUACUGCAUAUACUCCAUGUGAAUACUAUGAACUUUUGUUCUUUUACGUCUUGCCCUACAGCACCAAAUCUCACCCACGACGAGCUCUUCAUUGCUGUGCCUAAUACGCUUGAGACUGAAGCUGUUGAUAUUUUCCAACUUCCAAGUCAGAAUCGGUUGCAUACCGUUAAUAUAGGGGGUAAUACGGAGAAGAAAGGCAUGGUUAUGUGUCUAUGCCUAUUUUGGCAUCAAGGGUAUCUAACUCUCGUCGUUGCCUAUGAAUCCGGCCUUGCAGUAGUCGCGCGACUUGGAAAAGGUGGAACGUGGGACAUAUUAUACAGAGCACAGGUGCAUAGUCAACCGGUGCUCUCACUUGAUUUAGAUCCCCUCAAAGGUUAUUUCUUGACUUCUAGUGCCGAUGCUAUUAUCGCAAAGCACCCGGUUCCUACCGCAACUUUCCCUAUCCGGGAAUCACAACAUCCGGAGAAGACAGCUGAUAAGAAUGCCGAAGCCUCGGGUUCAUCGCUACUAUCAGCUGCACUUUCGUCAGAGCCGAAGCCCGAAAUACCCCCGAGACAGGAGAAGCUGGCUAUUGAAAAUAAGCCCCUGAAGACUAUCAAUACUAAACACUCGGGACAGCAAAGCUUGCGCAUCCGAUCUGACGGCAAGAUUUUUGCGACCGCAGGAUGGGAUUCAAAAGUCCGUGUCUAUUCGGCCAAGACCAUGUCUGAAUUGGCAGUGCUGAAGUGGCACGACGUUGGUUGUUACGCAGUUGCUUUUGCAACGUUGGAUAACGGUCAAAAAUCAGGCUCCCCGAAGCGAGACGUUAGCAAUGUUGAAUUUAGUAAAGGAUCCCAAGCUGAAGUGGUUGCUCCUAGUACUUCAGAUAGCCAAAAGCUUACCAGGAUGGUCGCGUCUAAGCUGGGCCAACUCAGCGUCAAGGAUCGACGGAUUAAGAUGGCGAAAGAGGCCCAUUGGUUGGCAGCUGGUAGCAAGGACGGGAAGAUUAGUUUAUGGGAUAUUUAUUGA